UACAUCAAAGGUGCCGAGAGAGAGUUGCGUUACUUUAUGUAUAUGUACUGUUAAUGGUGUCGACGCUGUACAUGUUCGAAGCCACUCACUUCAAGAAUUGAGAAUUGCUUCAGUGGUAAAGUUUCAGCCAGUUAGGCUGCAAGGCCAAUAAAUUUAAGAAGAAGAAGUCAGUCCGGACUGACUUUACAAUUAGUACGGGCAAUAUUGAAUUGAGUUAAUCCGCAUCAACUUGAUCUUCUGAUUAAACAAAAUAAGCAAGACGUUUGAAUUCAUUCAAUCAAUGGUGAUAAUUUCGUCAGAUAACAAGAAAAUAAAGCAAUUAAUUCUCUCAUAUACUUGCACCUUCACAACUGACACAUAAUAUUUACCAAAUGUCUUAUUUACGGGCAAUUCAAAAAAUACCAGGCGAUACUGCCAAUGAGAAAUUACGUUGGAUCGGAAGAUUGACUUUGUACCAGAGCAGUAGUGAUCUUGAACAACUUCCACCAGAAUUACUGCCUAUAUUAAAUGUAGAAACUGCCAUCAAAAAAAAGAAACAUGAAGAUAUAACAUUUGCUCUUAAGUGCGAAGACUCAGCGAUAAUAAACCGUGCCUUUAAAGCCUUUUGGUUUUUUGAUGGUAGCCAUAAAGAAAUUGUUAACGUCAGGUAUUUUUUCGAACAUCUUUUCCCUUACGUUUCUAUAAACACAAGAACACGUAUUGUACUAACACUUGCACAUCAAUUGUCUGGCAAGGAUCCAAUUUUUGCGCAGGAAAUAUUUACAGAAAUUGUAUCGAUUUAUGGCAUUAAAACCGCUUAUCCGUUGAUCAUAGCUUGCAAUGAGACUUUCGCUUAUAAAAUAAUUGUGCAGAAGGAAUUAGUGUUGCCUAAAAAAAUUGUUAAAAAGAUCUUUUAUAUCAAUCCGGAUUUGGUAGUGCGUUUUCUCAAAUUAUUGAAACCCUGUGAACUAAGUGCGACUGAGCGUACUUCCUUCGCGAUCGGUAUUGACAGAUACAAAUCUUUCCUCCCUAAAUUAAUAAAGAAACGACUGGAGGCUUUUAUAGAACUGUUUGAGAUUCAUGAAACUUCUCCACCGAAUAUUAUUUUGAGCAACAAGUGCGCCGAAAUAUUUCUUAAGAAAGCUCAGCAACACCUGAUACAAAAGCCACAGUUAUAUAUUCGUAUCUUACCACUCAAAAAAAUUAAUAAGGAUUUAAUGGAAAAAGUUUUCCCUGGUCUGUUGCCUCCAACAAUGUCUGAGUUCCGUACAGAUGAUAUGCUCGGGUACUUGAAACAUUAUCCAUGUGAUAAACAAUACGAUUUGCUUCGUAAAUCAUACAAGGAUAAAUAUAACGUUGAUCUUCUUGACGAAACAAAAAAUGUCACGACUGCCUUAUUACAGUUAUUACCUGUCGAGGAACGGAUCAAACAGACUAAAAUUAAAAUUAUUGAGGAGCUGAACUUAGAUGAGAAUCGUUAUAAAGUCUAUAUGGAAUUCGAUAAACUAUAUAAACCUAGUGUAAACCUUUCGUUCCUAAAAAAAGAUUUGAUUUGUUGUUUACCUGUUAACGAAGUUAUUCCGUUUUUCAAAGAAAUAUUAAAUGUAACUAAAGAAGAAAAAGUUAGAAUUGAUCUCCUUUUGCAAAUGAUCAAUGUUUGUAAUGUUAAUAAAGAUGAUAAUGCCUUGUUCGAUGUCUUAACAUAUUUUUUAGAUAGACAUAAAAACGAAACCUUGUAUGUGUUCACAAGAAUAUUCGAUCAACUUUCAGAAAUAAACAAGUUACCUUAUUCAAAUGAACAGCUGAUUUCUCUUGUAUUAGACAUUGUUCAAUUAUGUUAUAUAAAAAAUCAAUUCAUACCGGAAAAGAUACUUGUGGCUACAAUACAUUUCAAACUUAUACACAAUAUGCCAAUUGAGGGGUUGAUCAAUAUGCUUUUAGAAAAGCGAUGUUUUAACAUACUUAAAGAAUAUCCACAAUAUGAGAGACAAUGUCUCGUAACUUUCGCAAAUCAAAUUGAAAAAAAAUAUUUUGAAUUAAUGAAACCAAUUAAUAAAAAAUCUUUUGAAUUAAUGAAAACAAUUAAUAAAAAAAUUUUCUGCCAAUUUUUUGAAGCAAUAUAUGAUUUUAACAAUAGAUAUAAAAAAUCGUGCAUCAAAAUAGAAAAAAUGACAAUUAGAGAUUAUCCUUGGUUAAUGGAUGCCAUUUACAGAAUUCUACGUUUUUAUGAAAAUUAUAACGUAAAAAAUAUAUUGCAGAAAAAUGAACCAGAACUGUACUGCAGUUGGUUUCCUUCAAAUAUCGCAAAUGUAACGUCAAACGCGGCGCUCGCUCGAUUGAAACGAGAUUUACGAAACAUACUGGAUAAUUGGGAAGAAUAUUUAGCAAAUUGCAUGAAGAACUAUAAUAUAAAACAUGUACAACGCUUUAUCAAGGCCACGCGAUGGUAUAAAGACUUGCCCAUUAAAUUUUUUGAACGUUGCACGAAUUAUAUUUACGAUGAAAAUUCAAAUAAAAUAUCAUCAAGCCUAGUUGUCUUGGCUCUUCUAUGUCAUGGUGAUGAAUUGACAAAACUGAUCGAUCCUUUCAUACCCACAGAAACAACGAUAGAUAUCAAUCAUUCCAAUGCUAAAAAUAACUAUAAAAUUAUAAAAUAUUUACCAUUGAGCAUGAGACUUUCUAAUCCACCAAUACCUCUCGAUCUCAUAGUUAGAUUGUGUGUAGGAGAUUAUUUAUCAAUAGCUUUGAUGACACUAACAAGUGUAAGUAGGCGAACUUCUUUGCCUAAAGUUAUAUCAACUGUACAAAAAUUGACGAGUAUGCGUGUGAGCACACGUAAGCAUGGAGUUAGGCUGAUGUAUUUGAUAGCGACUAAGCAUGAGCUUACAGAUUUUCUCCAGAAAGCAUUGGAAACCGAGAAGCAUCAUUCAAUACGACAAGUUUUAUUGCAUACGUUCCAAAAAUAUUUUCUUAAAGAGCUAAAUCCUGAAACAUGGUCUCUAUAUUGUCAAACUAUACCGACGUUGAGUUUCGAUGAAAAAACAUUGCUGCUUUCAGAGAUGAAGCUAUUUCCCGAGAUCCCUAAUGAAUACGUUACAAGAUUUCUGGAUCUAUGGCUCAAAACGAUAGACGAUUUUCAAGGAUUGGACGACAAAAGCAAAAACGAAUACAUUGCCGAUUUCUUAGAAACACUUACUACAUCUAUUUUCAAUCUUUUAUCAGAAGAAUUUGCUGAAAAUCUACUUCGAAGAUUUUUAUUCCAUAUCGAUAUUGUUGUAUCCGACGAAGCAAGACGUUUCACAAUAUCGCAUAUUUUAUUUGAUCAGGAUAAAUAUGCAGCACGCUUUAAAAUAUUUGCUGACCUCUUUCGUAACGCAGUGGUAACUUAUUGGAAUGUACCCCAUCCUGAAAAAUUAUAUAUCUAUCCAAUCAACCGAGCCGUGCGUUUAUUCGUAAAUGAUUUCAUUAUUAGCUACAUCAAUGAUAAGUUUUACCGUAAUAAAUUUAUUAACCUAGAAGUUAUCGAUGACAUACAAAUGAUAUUUCUAUCUGUCUUAUCACCCAGCCAGGACGCAAAGUCUUAUUUGUUGUUGACAUACGCAAAGACGUUGCAAGAAUCAACCAAGAACUCUUUUGGCCUGAAACUCGGGCAGCAGUUACAUGAAUUAAUUAACAUUUUCUCACCGCUAUUAGUCUCGUUUAUGGUUGAGAUUCUCGAGUACUUCUUAGACGAAGUAUACAAAGAUUCCGAACUGGAAGAAGUCAAACUUAGUGUCAUAGAAGGUCUCAUUGAAGCUGGUAAUACGCAUUCCUGUUUUAUGGCUGUGAAUAUGUUACCUUCAACGAUCCAUACGAAACACAUGGCAAGAUACGAUCGAAUCAUUGAAAAGUUACGAGGAAUGCAUGAGGAGCUUGCUACCAUGACUGUUUUAUGCAAUUAUUUAAAUAAAACGCACUUGAAAAUUGUUUAAACGAAUCGAGUGAGUUAUAUAUUGUUGUGUAUCCUCCGCGAUAAUAUUUUGUUACGAUAAAUAAUGACAUUUUC
Cyphomyrmex costatus is the source of this 4024-nucleotide messenger RNA. RefSeq lists its product as uncharacterized. The transcript is spliced from 4 exons. Bases 372 to 3950 code for a protein of 1192 amino acids. The record is from RefSeq and is a predicted model, not a curated record. Lineage: Eukaryota; Metazoa; Arthropoda; Insecta; Hymenoptera; Formicidae.